Molecule: messenger RNA, 5655 nt
Organism: Maudiozyma saulgeensis
Lineage: Eukaryota; Fungi; Ascomycota; Saccharomycetes; Saccharomycetales; Saccharomycetaceae
Source: the annotation of a GenBank genome assembly
AUGCAGGAUAACGACCAUAAUGAGACCAAGAUCGUUUGGAUACCUGAUGAUGUAGAGACGUUCGUUCAAGGUGAAAUACUCAAUAGUAAUGACAAUGACUCGACUGAUGAAACUUCAAAAGAAAUUAGACUAUUAAAUUCAAAUGAAAUCAAAACAAUUUCCAUUAAUGAUAUUCAACCUGUAAAUCCAAUAAGUUUUGAAAAAAGUGACAACAUGUCGGAAUUAACAUUUUUAAAUGAACCUUCAGUGCUUCAUAACUUAGAAAAUAGAUACAAAGAUGAUCUUAUAUAUACAUAUUCUGGACUGUUUUUAGUGGCAAUUAAUCCGUAUUGCAAUAUUAAAUUAUAUACACCUGAAUUUAUUAACCUUUAUCAUGGUUCAGUUAAAGAAGAAAAUAAACCACAUAUAUUUGCCAUCGCAGAAGAAGCUUAUCAAAACUUAUUGACAGAAAAAUUAAAUCAGUCUAUCUUAGUCACUGGUGAAUCAGGUGCUGGUAAGACAGAAAAUACUAAGAAAAUUUUACAAUAUUUAGCAGCUGUAACAUCAUCAGAUGAUAAAGAAACAAUAUCAAAUUCAAAUAAUAAUUUAGAAAGUUUUGAAAGAAAAAUUUUACAAAGUAAUCCAAUUUUAGAAUCCUUUGGUAAUGCACAAACUGUACGUAAUAAUAAUUCUUCAAGAUUUGGUAAAUUUAUUAAAAUUGAAUUUGAUGAACGUGGGAAAAUUAAUGGUGCUCACAUCGAAUGGUACCUUUUAGAAAAAUCAAGAGUAAUAAAUCAACAUCCAGAUGAAAGAAAUUAUCAUAUUUUUUACGAAUUUUUAAAUAGUGUGAGUGAAAUUGAAUUAAAUAGAAAAUAUCAUUUACCUUCAAAUUCUAUUUCAAGUUAUGAAUAUUUAGCUCACUCAAAUCAUUCUAUUGCAGGUGUUAAUGAUCAAGCCAAUUUUACAGAUUUAUUAACAGCAUUUCAAACUGUUGGUUUUAAAGAAGAAGAUAUUGAAAAUAUUUUAAAAGUUAUUGCUAUUAUCUUACAUAUUGGUAAUAUUAAAUUCACAUCAGAAAAAUCAGAACAAGCAAGUUUUAGUAGUGAUAUUGAAGACUUAAUAACGUUAUUAGGUAUUGAAAAAUCAGAUUUUGAGACCGCAAUUUUGAGACCUAAAUCAAAAGCUGGUAGAGAAUGGGUCUCUCAAUCAAAGAAUGCUACACAAGCAAGAUUUAUUUUAAAUUCGCUGGCAAGAUCAUUAUAUGAACAUUUAUUUUCUUAUAUUGUUGACAGAAUUAAUUUAUCAUUGGACCAUGGCUCCAUGACUGUAAAUUAUAUUGGUUUACUUGACAUUGCAGGGUUUGAAAUCUUUGAGCAUAAUUCCUUUGAACAACUUUGUAUUAAUUACACAAAUGAAAAAUUACAACAAUUUUUCAAUCAUCAUAUGUUUGUAUUAGAACAAAGUGAAUAUAUUAAAGAAAAUAUUCAAUGGAAUUAUAUAGAUUAUGGGAAAGAUUUACAAUUUACAAUUGAUUUAAUUGAACAAAAGAAAAUUCCUUCCGGGAUUCUUCCACUUUUAGAUGAAGAAUCUAUCUUACCAAAAUCUACAGAUGAUACAUUUUUUGAAAAAUUAAUUACUAAUUGGGAUCAAAAAUCAGAUAGAUUUAAACGUUCAAAAUUACCAAAUUGUUUUAUAUUAAAACAUUAUGCUGGUGAUGUCGAAUAUAAUAUCAAUAGUUGGUUAUCUAAAAAUAAAGAUCCAUUAAACGAAAAUUUAUCUACCGUCUUAUCAAAUGCUAAUAAUAGUUUCAUAUCAAAUUUCUUCGCCAAGAAUGAAAAUGACUCAGAUAUUCCAGGGUCUCCUGUUAAAUCUCCAAAGGCUAGGGCUCCCGGUACUUCGUUUAGAACUACAUCUGCUCGUCAUAGAGAACAACAAAUAUCAUUAUUACAACAAUUAGGUACUACCCAUCCACAUUUUGUACGUUGUAUUAUCCCAAAUAACAAGAAAAUGGCAAAGAAUUUUGAUAGAAAAUUGAUUUUGGAUCAACUUCGUUGUAAUGGUGUCCUUGAAGGUAUUAGAAUUGCUCGUGAAGGUUAUCCAAAUAGAAUAUUUUUCAAAGAAUUCUUUAAUAGGUAUAAUCUUUUAUCAUCUGAUCAAGAUGACUUUCACAAGAAGGAUCCCAAGAAGAAUUGUGAAAUAUUGUUAUCAUCCUUACAUUUAGAUCCUAGUCUCUUUAAAGUGGGUAAUACUAAAUUAUUCUUUAAAGCUGGUGUACUAGCAAAACUCGAAAAUAAAAAGGAAGAGAAAAUGAAGAGAAUAUCUGUAUUAUUUAAUGCACAAGUGAGAGGUAGAUUAGUUAGACGUUCAACUAGAAAUAAACUGCAGAAAAUUACUUCCGCUAGAGUCAUUGGUAACACUUUUGAAACUUACAACAAUUUAAUGCAAGAUCCAUGGUUUAAUCUUUUUGUUACUAUCAAACCAUUAUUGUCUUCUACACAAGAUAUUACUAAGACUAAGAAAUUCAGUACUCAAAUUAAAGAAUUGGAGACAAAAGUUGGAGAGACUGAGAAAAUCAAUAAUGAAUUAUUAUCAUCUAAGGUUGAAGUUGAAACUCAAUUAAAAGAUGUCAGAGAUUUAUUGGCUGAAGAAAAGAACAAAUUAGAUACUAAAGAAAAGGAAUUAGAAGAGAUACUCAAUGCCAAGACUAGUUUGGAGACUCAAUUAAGUGAGGUCAAUAAGUUGAAUGAUCAUAUAAAUAUUGAAAAGAAGAAUGCUCUUGAAAAAUAUGAGAGUUCGAAAACAGAAAUUGAAAAAAUGGAUAAUUUAAUUAAAGAAAGAGAAAUUAAAAUUGAAACUUUGACUUCUAAUGCAGAUGAAUUAUCUAAAAAAUUUGAGUCAUUCAAGAUGGAUAUUACAUCAAAGGAAGAACAAUUUUCCGUGACAAAACAAGAAAAGGAUGAUUUAUUGGCAAAGAUUCAAGAACUAGAGCAACUGAAACUAAAUAAUGAAAAGGAAAUUAGUAAUCUUAAGAACAAAAUUGCAAAUUCAGAGGAAGAUUUAGACAUAAAAUUGGGUGCCCUUGAGAAGAGUUGUGAAACAGCUAAGAAUAGACUAGAAACCUUGGUAAAUGAAAAUGUUGAUUUAAGAUCUCAAAUCGGUACUGCCAAGAAAGAACAAGUCACAUAUUCCAAACAAAUCAAAAAUAAAGAGAAUGAAUUAAACAGAUUCAAAGAUAGAUUAGUUUCGUUUCAAAAUGAGGUCGCUUUCGUCUCCAAACAAAGAGAUGAUGCACUAACCGAACAUGAAAAAGUGUUAUCCGAGUUAAAGGACGCCAGAAGUAAAUUAUCUGAAUUAAAAAUAUCAUACCAAACCCUUGAGAAUAAUUAUACCUCACUCAAAGAGAAACAUCAUCAUACCAAUAAUUCUAAUAAUUCAAUCAAAUCGUCUAGUGUAAGAGUACAGGACUUGGAAAAUAAAUUAUCCGAAGAGAGAUCUUUAAAUCAAUACUUGACCAAGCGUUUAUCUGUUGGUAAUGAAAACUUCACAGCCGAUGAUAUCCUUUCAGGAACCAAUAUGAAAACUAAUGAGUUGAUUCAUACAUAUAAUGAUAUGAAAUUAAAAUUAGAUGACACCAUUAGAAAAUUAGAAGAAGAAAUUGAAGAGAAAAAGACUUUGAUUUCAACGCUAAGAAUAACUGAAACUAGAUUAGCUUCAUCAUCAUUUGAUUAUCAAAGAUCAAAGGGUCAAAUCAAGAAACUUAUUCAAAUCAUUAAAAAUUCUAAUAUUGAAGUUGAUUUAGAGAAGGAAUUAGAUGAUAAUUCUAAUGUGGAUAUUAGUUUCGAAAAACUUGUUCUUGAAGUUCAAUAUUUAAGAAGACAGCUUGAAGUUGAAAAGAAAGCACACAAGGACGCUGAGAACGUUGCAUCUGCCCUUCACAGCAAAUUUGGUAAAAUGCAAAGUGCUGGUUCAUCCUCAGAUCUUUAUAAGUUAAAAUAUGAAGCAAGUGAAGAACAUGUUAAGAAUUUAGAGUAUAAGUUGAAGGAAAAUGUUCUACAUGACAGAACUAAUUUAGCUGCAGGUGAUAUUUUUAAAAAUAGAAAAGGUAUUUCGAAGUAUGAAGAAGAACUUCGUUAUCAAAAACUGGAAAACUAUAAGAUUCAAGAAUAUUUGGGCGAUUCUGAGAAACAGAUUAAUAAUUUGACAUUUGAGAUUAAGCAGUUCAAAUCGAAGGAAACAUUAUUAAAUGAACAGAUCCAGAGAUUAGAACAAGAAUUAUCGAGCACAAUUAAACAAAAAGAGAUGAUAGCUGGUACCAUGAAACAACAAAAACAACAAUAUGAGACUUGUCUAAAUGACCUUCACGCAAAUGAAGUUCAAAUAAAGGACUAUACGCAUGCCCUGAAACAAGCCGAAGAUGAUGUUAAGAGUCUUGGCUCUGUUUUAGAGAAUUUGAAAUCUCAAAUCAAACAGAAGGAGAAACAACUUUGGACAACUGAAACAGAAAGAAAUGACCUUGACAUGAAAUUACAGGAGACUGUGUUACGAUUAAAAAGGGAGCAAGAUGUCAAUAAGAUGUUGAACUCUGACCUUGAACAUAUGAAAGAACGUGUUAUUGCAAUGAAGGAUAACACACAUUAUUCUACAAAGAUAGAAUCUCUAAACGAACAAAUUGAACAAGGUAUAAAAAAUGAAAGUGAAUAUAAGAAACAAAUUUCAACUUUGAAAUAUAAAUUGGAGAGUCUUGGUAAUGAUACUGAGGCCAAGAUUAAUGAUUUGAUCAAACAAAAUAAUCAUUAUACGAACCUUGUCGAAGUAUUGAGUACUGAGAGAGACGCUGCUGAUGCCGAAAGGAAGGAUCUUGAUGAAAAAUACACAGAGUUAACUAACUUAAAAGAUACAUUAGCUAGCAAGAUACAAUUAUUGACUGAAGAAAAAUUGAAAUUAAUGAAUCAAGUAGAACAAUUAAAUGCUAAUUUAGAUCAAUCAGGUGUUGAUUUUAGUAAAUCUGUUCAAGAAAGGAACAAAAUCAAUGAUAAUAUCCAAUAUUUGGAAGAGACACUAGCAUUACAAAAAGAACAAAAUGAAAGAAACAUUGAAUUAGUUAAAAGUUUGCAAAAUGACCUUGAUAGUUAUAGGGAGAAGUUUGAUCAAGAGAAACAAAAGAACAUUGAUCUCCAUGAGGAGAAUCAAAGUAUGUCGAGAAAAAAUGAAAAAUUGAAUGAAACCGUUCAAGGAUUACAAGAGCAGAUAUCCGAUACUACAGAUAAGGACUCUUGGUUGGCUAAGAUACAUGAGUUAGAGGCUCUAGUAUCGUCUGAGACUGAUUUGAAGUACGAAGAGAUGAAGAAAAAUAAAACAUUAGAUCGCACAGUUCAAGAAUUGAGAGAACGUAAUGAGAGUCAAGUCGAGGUAAUCAAUCUUGCUAAUAAAGAUAGGCAGCAAUUUGAAAAUAAUGUUCAAAGAUAUAAUGAUCAAAUUAACAACUUAGAAAAAUUCAUCUCUGAACAAGAAGUGAAUUUGAAAAAAGCUGUUAGAGACAACUCUUAUUACCAGGAUAGAGUCCUUGAAUUAGAGAAAGAAUUAGCGUUCUGGAAAGAACGUAGUGAUGGUUCUGUCGGUAACAUCGAUCGCAAACAAGUAGACUCUGACAUAAGAACAGAAGAGAUUAUGUCAUAG